AUGAAUGUUGCAGUGUUUGCCUACGGGGCGACCGGAGCAGGCAAGACCCACACUAUGUUAGGCUCGGCGGAGGACCCUGGCGUUAUGUACCACACCAUGAAGGAGCUGUACAGCCGUAUCGAGCAGGUUCAAGAUGAGAAGGUCUUUGACAUUGCCGUCUCCUAUCUGGAAGUUUAUAACGAGCAGAUCAGGGACCUCCUGACGAAUUCUGGGCCCUUGGCUGUCCGAGAAGACAGUGCUAAGGGAGUGGUGGUUCAGGGACUCACACUGCAUCAGCCCAAAUCCACAGAGCAUAUCCUUGAAGCUCUAGAUUAUGGCAACCGCAACAGAACACAGCAUCCCACUGAUGUGAAUGCCUGCUCGUCGCGAUCCCACGCAGUGUUUCAGGUUUACGUGCGGCAGCGGGAGAAAACGGCCGGCAUUAACCAGGACGUCCGGAUCGCCAAGAUGAGCCUCAUUGACCUGGCGGGGUCCGAGCGGGCCGGGGCCACCAACGCCAAAGGCGCCAGGUUCCGGGAGGGGGCCAACAUCAACCGCUCGCUGCUGGCCCUCGGAAACGUCAUCAACGCCCUGGCGGACCCUAAGAGCAAGAAGUCUCACAUCCCGUACAGAGACAGCAAGCUCACUCGACUCCUGAAGGACUCCCUAGGAGGAAACUGCCGAACCAUCAUGAUCGCCAACGUCAGUCCUUCCUCCAUGUCCUACGAGGACACCUACAACACCCUGAAGUACGCCAACAGGGCCAAGGACAUAAAGUCAUCCCUGAAGAGCAACGUCGUCAGCCUCGACAGUCACGUCAGCCAGUACGCUGUGAUCUGUGAAAAGCAGUCGAAGGAGAUUCUCAUGCUGAGACAGAAGUUGAAAGAAUUCGAGGAGAAGAGCUUGGCCCUCCCAGAGAGCCGCCGUCUGAGCCUGAUGGCGGUCUCCCAGCACAAGCAGGCCGAGAUCGAGAAGUUGGAAGAAUCGCUGAAGAGCGUCUUUUCCAGCAGAAUGCAGAUUCGAAAAGAUUUUCUGAAUCUGGAAAGGCAGCUGAAGGAGAAUGAACUGAAAACCUAUUACAGAGAGCAGUGUCACCAGCAAAUUCAGCUGCUCUGCUCAUAUGACAAAGCUGAGAAGGCGACCUGCAAGCACGAGCGCCGGAUGGCGUCCCUGCAGACCCAGCGUUUGCACAUCCAGAGGCGCCUGCAGGAGGCGGGGAGGCGCUUCGAGGAGAACGGCAGCUGGCUCCACCGCGUCGAGAACGAGCUGAAAAUCUUCGACCACGACGGGCAGGUGCCCAAGGUUCUCCAGAAAGAUCUGCAGUGUCACCGACAGCAACUGGAGGUUUUAGAUCUGCGGCAGCAUAUUGAGCACAUGACGCACCUCAUCAGCCUUCAGGACCAAGAAAACAAGCAAACAAAAAAGAUACUGCACGUCCUGCUGCCGGCGUUCCGGCGCCAGUUCCAAGCCCUGCGGGAGGCGGGGCUGGCGGGCCCGGCGGGCGAGGCAGAGUUCCGGGAGCUGGAGCAGCUGGUGCAGCGGGAGAAGGGGGUGGCGUGGGCCGACCAGUCCGCGGCCGAGGAGCCGGGGCGCGGGGCCCCCGGCCGGGAGGAGCUGGCCUCCGUGCUGUCCUUCUCGCUCCUCACCUGCCACCAGAACACGCCUUGCAGCUCCGAGAAACCUAAGAGGAAAAGCUUCCAAAGCACAGCACCGGAAACCACGAUAAAAAGUUCACCUGCAAAGUCUCAAGAAGAGGACGCUGCCCUGCGGACCAGGGGGGAUGCCCAGGCCUCGGAGUGCCAGCAGGAGGUUCUGCGCAAGCCCGCCAGGAGGAAGCUGGCGGUGUCCCCUCUAGCACGGAGCUGUGCAGACAACGGCCAGCAGCAGCCCCGCGUCUCCGCGCUGCAGGGCGCCUUCUGUGGGGAGGGGGUGUUCCCUCUCCAGUACACCCCCGAAGUCUGCCGAACGGCGGAGCCCCCCGGCCCCACCUGCGGGGACGCAGGUGCUCCCCCCGAGUCCGUCAACCUGACCUUUGACCUGUCGGAGGAAUGUGAGCCCAGCAGCAACCUCACUGCCAUCAUAUCCCCGGGCACAGGCAAACUGGAUACAGUUCUAGGCUAUGGCAAAAGCUCUUAUCUGCCUGGGCUGGGCGUCCCCGUGCCAACCGGCGAGACGCUCGCCAGGCAGCCGAAACCAUCGUACAUGGCGAUGACGUCGGCCGCCCAGGGGAAGCGAAAACUGAGCAGCUUCAGUGUUCUGCGCGACGCCAUCAAAGAAAACACACAAGGUCCCACUGUAGCCAAGCGCUUGAGAAACGACUCCUUUCUGAGCAGCAAACCCAUGCGAGUCCCCAAGCUUAAAGGACCGGAAGAGCCGAUGCCGGCGCGCCGCGUGGUGAGGAGCGUGUCGGAGGGCAACCUGAGCCUGGCUGGAGUCAAGAAGCAGCCGCGCAGGUUCAUGGGAACCGCCAGGCUGUUUAAAAGAGCGGCCAAGCAGUCAUGAAGGAGCCUGGGGUCCAGACCGGCGUGGCCUCAUGGUCUACUGGUUGACGCCCCCAGCCCCCAACAACAAGAAAAAAAUCGCUGUACAAUUGCGGAAGGGAAAGGACGGCUUGCUUUAGUGGGAUGGGGGUGGGGGAGUGUAAAUAUUUUUUUAAGAAAAAGAUAUUGUAAAUUUUUUAGUAUGUGUUUUUCUGUUGUUCUGUGUGUUAAAUAACUACAUCCGGCGAUAAAUAAAUUUCUGCUUAGUGCUUUAAAUCUG
Lepisosteus oculatus (spotted gar) is the source of this 2739-nucleotide messenger RNA. Lineage: Eukaryota; Metazoa; Chordata; Actinopteri; Semionotiformes; Lepisosteidae. The record is from RefSeq and is a predicted model, not a curated record.